UUUUUUUUCUUCAUUUUCCCCUGCACUACAAAUCCAUAGUUUUCAUCUAUUCUUAUAUUUUUAUAUACUUUAUUUAUUACUUUUUUUUUUCUUUUUAUUAUUUUUAUUUUUUUCAUCUUGCAUAUCAAUUACGUACACCCAUGCAUAAUACGGCAACAUCCAUUCCCUGUAAAAAAGCUCGAUCUAAUUGGGUUGGUUCUUCUUCACUUAUGGAUAUAUGUGGUCCAGAAGACAUAUCACCACCAGCAACUCCUCCAAGUUUUAACUUUAUUGGGCCUUCAAGUCAACGAACACCAACACCACAACGACCAAGGCUCUUUGAUACCCGUACAACUACUUCUACUACUACUUCUUCUGCUUCUUCUACAUCUUCUUCUUCUUCUUCUGACCAUCUUUCACAAUUCGCAAAUACUUGUAAUGAUGCUCAAUUAGAACAUAUACAUCAACUCAAAACAUCUUUUCAACAACUUGAUCCUCAACAAAAACAAUUCUUUUUAUAUGAAAUCAUCAACUGUUGUAAUAGUACUCAACUGACUUAUCUCAACAAUUUGAUAGCACCAAGAUUGAAAAUCGAUUUUAUGAAAGAACUACCUAUUGAAAUAUCUCUUCAUGUUUUAUCAUUUAUUGAUGAUCCCAAAACAUUAGCAAGAGCUGCUUGUGUUUCUACUUUUUGGAAUUCAUUAUUACGGGAUGAAGCAACUUGGAAAUCUUUAUGUAUGAAACAUCAAUAUCAAAGACGUAAUUCAAAUAUUUGUGGUGGUGAAUUACUGGCUCCUCCAACACAAAGGCUCAACUUUUCUUAUCGACAAUACUUUAAACGAAAAUAUAACAUUGCAGCAACUUGGGCUCAUGGUGGACGAGUCAAAAUAGUGGAUGAUGUCUUUGUUGGUAAUGCCUUGGUUACUUCUCUUCAAUUUGAUAACAAAUAUAUUGUCGUUGGUUGUGAUAAUCAUCGUAUCGAAGUAUUUGACACACAGACAGCAAGAAAGGUGCGGACUUUGGAAGGUCAUGAAGGAGGUGUAUGGGCUUUACAGUUCAAGGGUGGCGAUAAGUAUGAUCCUGAACGUACUUUGGUUUCUGGUGGUUGUGAUAGGGAUGUACGAGUAUGGGAUUUAGAUACUGGAAGAUUACGACAUGUGCUUCGUGGACAUACAUCAACAGUUAGAUGUCUCAAGAUGAAAGAUAAACGUACGGCGGUCACUGGAUCAAGAGACAUGACUAUACGAAUAUGGGACAUAGAACGAGGUAUAUUAUUACACGUUUUACUGGGCCACCAACAUAGUGUCCGGUGUUUAGAAAUUCAUGGCAACACAGUGGUAUCUGGAUCAUACGACGCAACUGCACGCAUUUGGGAUAUCCGCACGGGGCGAUGUCUUCAUGUUUUGGAUGGUCAUCAGUCUCAAAUCUAUGCUAUUGUUUUUGAUGGCCACAAAGUAGUCACUGGAUCUUUGGAUUAUACAAUCAAGGUAUGGUCAGCGGAAACUGGACAAUGCUUGGCCACUCUACAAGGACAUACUUCUCUAGUGGGACAACUUCAAUUGACUGGUUCGACUCUUGUAAGUGGUGGCUCUGAUGGAUGUCUUCGUGUUUGGGAUCUUCAACAUUACGAAUGUAUUCAACAAAUCUCGGCUCAUGAUAAUUCAGUAACUUGUCUUCAAUUUGACGAUCGACGAAUGCUUAGCGCUGGAAAUGAUGGUCGAGUAAAAUUAUGGGAUAUCAAGUUGGGAAGAUUGAUUCGAAAUUUCAGCACUCCUGGAAAGACAGUAUGGAAAUUACAGUUCAACGACACAAAGGCGGUAGUAUUGAAACAACGUGAACAUCCGGAAUUACAUACAGUGAUGGAAGUACAUGACUUUGAUGUUAUUGAUGACGAUGAUGAUGAUAAUAAUAAUAAUAAUAACAAAGAUCAAGGUGGAAGUGACAACAUUGAUAACAAUCAGGUUUAUGAUCAUGACGGUACUGUAACAACAGCAACUUCUUCGAAUUCGAUGAUGAUGGAUAUGGAUUGAUCUCUCCCUUUCUUUAUAUAUAUAUUUUCAUCUUAUUAUUCCGCUUAUUUUUCAUUAUAUCAUUGUGUUUCCUUCCCCUCUCCUCUCCAUCAUUUUAUUCUUAUUAUUUAUGUUCAUUUUUUUUUUUUUACUCCCAUAUAUUCCAUUUUCUCUUUGUACAAUGCCAUUGCUUUUUUCCCCCCCUUUUCAAUUCAAUUUGCCCUAUUUACAUUCGACCAUCCUUUAUUGUUUUACCUAGACUAGUUUUUAUUUUUUUUUCGAUGUCGGUUUACCUGUUUUAUUUUAUUUAAUAAAGAAAUGCUCUUAUAUACAUAGAUGAUGAUUGGUUGUAGAAGAUGUGUAGAGAUUAUUAUUGGAUCAUGAAAAAUUGCAUGGAUCCUUUUUUGAUGAUGAUGAUGAUUAUGAUGAUGAUGGUGAUGAUGA
Molecule: messenger RNA, 2432 nt
Organism: Halteromyces radiatus
Lineage: Eukaryota; Fungi; Mucoromycota; Mucoromycetes; Mucorales; Cunninghamellaceae
Product: WD40-repeat-containing domain protein
Exons: 2
Coding region: 141-2009 (622 amino acids)
Biological process (GO): protein polyubiquitination
Cellular component (GO): SCF ubiquitin ligase complex
Molecular function (GO): protein binding; ubiquitin-like ligase-substrate adaptor activity
Source: RefSeq, a predicted model, not a curated record